This is a messenger RNA of Salvelinus fontinalis (brook trout), 5701 nucleotides long. RefSeq lists its product as uncharacterized. Gene Ontology annotation, molecular function: transmembrane transporter binding. NCBI's taxonomy places the organism in Eukaryota, Metazoa, Chordata, Actinopteri, Salmoniformes, Salmonidae. Gene Ontology annotation, biological process: negative regulation of voltage-gated calcium channel activity; negative regulation of calcium ion-dependent exocytosis. Gene Ontology annotation, cellular component: secretory granule; plasma membrane. The transcript has 10 exons. The coding region runs from base 168 to 3668 and encodes 1166 amino acids. The record is from RefSeq and is a predicted model, not a curated record.
UGUGGGUGUGUCUUAUUCCGUCCGGUUUCAUUCAUAACUAAGAUCGGCAUUUAACGCCCAAAUUAAACUAUGCGGAGAAGGCUGACGCUAUUUGCGUGUGAUGGACAGCGUCAAAUGGACCACAUGAAGUAACCCAGAAUAAGGGUUCACUCUCUCUGACCUGGACCAUGAGCAAUGACUCGCCUGUACUGACAAGCCUGACGGAGAACUCCACCGAGGUGCCAGUGUCAGCAGGACGGGUGGAGAACUAUGUGAUCCUGCUGGUCCUGCUGUGUGUGUUCGCUGGAGGUUCACUGAUCCUGUUGCUGUUCUGUCACCGCUGCUCUGUGGGCAGCCGCCGAUACUCCAGGGCCAGUGAUGAUCCAGAGAAGACUAAUACCACCUAUGUGGAGGAUUCACAGCCCACACAAGACAUCACUAUAAGGCUAGAUGAGUCAGAUGCUCUCUCACCGUCUAGCUGCCAUGAUGAAGAGACAGACAGGUUCAUGUCCACCUGCUCUACUGGCCGCCGUGUCUCCUUCAAUGAAUCAGCUCUUUACGAAAAGGAGAGCAAGACUCAGGACAAAGGACGCAGAUACACCCUCACAGAAGGGGACUUCCAUCACCUGAAGAAGGCCCGUCUGACCCAUCUCCCCCUGGCCCCCCCUCCCUCUACCCUGAAGAUCCUCACCAUCAUGGAGUGUGAGUCUACAGAGAGCAGCAGCCUCAACGUCAACGAACCGCCCACUCCCAAACUCCCACUGUACCCCCUCUACCAGUCUUCUGAGAGGGCUGGGCCCGCCUGGUUGUGCCAGAGCUCUGGUAGUGCCCUCCCUGGAGACAUCCACCACUACAUCCUACUGGACUCCAGACUCAGCCACAGUCCACCAAUUCUGUGCCCCCCAACCCCCCGCUCCAGAACCGCGGAGGCCGUAGGGGACGGACCAUGGGUUAGGACCGAAGGAGGGAGGGAGAUUACAGGGAUGAGAGGAGUGAGGGGAACGUUUCCGGCCCCCGUCCACCGGGGUUCCGUUCUGCACUUCUUCUGCAAACUGAGACGGCAUGCCAGCUUGGAGGGGGCCGGGCCUUACUUCAGGAAGUGGAAGUUUGACAGCAGCCAUCGUGCCGCCAGUCUAGAUGCCAAAGGCUCUCCUAAGAAACGUCCAUUCCAGAGACAGAGAGCAGCCAGUGCUAACACAGACCCAACUGAAGAGGACUCACCCCCUCCUCACCCUUCUCCCCCUCUCCACCGUGACAUCAUCCAGCCCCUCCCCUCCGCACACAGCCAGAGCAGCGGCCUCCAGCGUCUCUCUGCAGGGUCGCUAUUGCCCCCCACCAGCCCACCCUCACCCUGUCUCAGCAGGUUAGAGGUGGAUGCGGUGGUAGAGGGUGCCAGCAGCAGCAGGACAGAGAGAAACGCAACUCACCCACCACCAGAACCCCCUGAGACCCAAGAGAGAGGGCAAGAGCCUGGGGAGGAAGCGACGAGAACAGGGACAGGGUUAUGGAGAGAAGCUGGGGCAGUGACAAGAACAGAAGCAAGAGAGGAGGUCAAUGAAUGGGUUGGGCCAGGAGAAGAGUCAGAUGAAGAUGAAGAGGAAGAGACAGAUAUUUUAGGGACAGAACAAAGGGUGGGUAUGGGAUCAGAGAUAAUGGAAGGUCUGUGUGCAGACGAAGCCCAAGAGGGAGGAGAACGUUUCCAGGCAGAGCUAGGAGCUGUGGCAAGGAUAAGGGCAAGGACUGCGGAUGGGUUGGGGGCCACUCCAAAUACAGAAGCAGGGAUGGGGGUAAGAGCCAAGACAGGGGUAGGGGCUGUUCUGGGAACAGAAAGAGAGGUCGAGUCAGGAGACAGGUUUGAGUCAACGUUAGAGGUGGGGGCAAUAAUAGGGGCAGAAUUAGUAGUUGAGGCAGGGCUAGGGGCAUCAGGGGUGAGGAUAAAGGCAGAUUCUGGAUCAGGGUUAGAAGGGGUGCUAAGUGCUGGAGCAGGGCCAGGGUUAUGGGAAGAUCCAGGGCCUCGAUCAAGGUCUGGGUCUGGGGUGUGUAUCAGUCGACAGGAGAGCUCUGAGACCCAGCCCUCCCUGUACAGAGACAUCUGGAGCCUGCGAGCCUCUCUGGAGCAGUAUGCCUCCUCGGACCAGAGCAGCACGGACAGGGAGUCCAUACGCAGCGACGCCGACAGUGUGUGUUCACUAGGAGGCGCUGCAGCCCGGUCCGGCUUUGCUGCCUGUCUCUCCCAGGACCUUGGCGACGAACUGGAGGAAGAAUGGGAGUAUGGGGACACAGGAAGGGAGGGGGGAGACAGAGGACAGAGGGAGACAGAGGGGGAGGCGGAAUACAGGGACACUGGAAGAAACAUUGGGCACAGGGGGGUCCAGAGGAGAGAUAGUGAGGGAGGAGGAGGAGAAGGCGGAACCGGGGUAGGAGGAGGAGGUGAAGGGGAGGCGGGCAGCCGGAAGCUCCUGCAGAUGGAUAGUGGGUACACGUCCAUUGAGGCUCCGAUGCGGGCCCCUGAGGAGCUGAGGCUGUUCGGGGCCCCUGUAGGCCCUCGAGGGAAGACGGCGUCAGAGAGAAGGCUGUUCUUCACCAGCUCUGGGAGGAAGGGCACCGUGUGUGAGAGCUUCGAGGCCAAGGUGUUCCAGGAGGAGCUGGAGGAUGAGAUUGGAAAGAGUACUGAGGGGGAAGAGAAACCUUUGAAGAGGUCCCCAAGGUCUACUAAUGGAGGAAAGACGCUUAUUCUCAAAGAACCACCACAUUCGGUAUCACCACUAAAAUCGCUACAACUGCAACAACUGCCGCUACAGUCGCCCCAACCCCAACCUCUUCCCUCGCCACGGCCCGUACGCCUCCGUCGGCGUGACUACAGCAUAGACGAGAAGACGGACGCACUGUUCAACGAGUUCCUGCGUCACGAUCCCCGCUUCGACCAGCAGGAGUCGCCACUGCGCUCCCGGCACCGCUCGCGCAUCCACCUUCGCAAGCAGUGGCAGCGCCACAAGCAGUACAGCGACCCGGGGUCUGGUGCUGGGGGGCGCUACUCGCCCUCUCUGGAGAGGCAGAGUUUCAGACCCUUACGGAGGGGCGACAGUGCGGGAUACCCUCUAGACACACGCUAUCACAGCACACUGUCUCGUAUCGCCAGCGCAGCCGACGAGGAGACCAGUGAGGGGGUGGUUAGCGAGGGAGCAACCAAUGAGGGUGCGGCCUGUGAGGGUGCGGUGCAUGAGAGCACAGACGUUAAGGAGUCAACCAAUCAGGGCACAGGGAAUGAGACUGUAGCCAAUCAGGACGCAGCUAGUCUGUCAUCUGACACACUGAGGGCUGAGGCCAGUGAGAUGGACCCGAGGGUAGACAAUUACAACAACAACAGUAGCCAAGUUUUGACUCUAUCAGAGAGUUACUCCUCUGUCCCCACACAGAACUCUCCUGUGGCUCUCCCUAAGUCCCUGAAAGACUCCCACAUAGAUCCCCCUAUUCUCCACAUUGAAGAACCUGAAACCCCAGGCUUAAAUCCCCAUCCUCAGCCCCAGGAUCAGGCUCCAUCCCCUUGCCUGUCUGAUAAGCUUUCUGUGACCCUGGAGGACAGGCUCUACACUGGGCUGUGGAGGACAGGGCAGGGUCAGGGAGGACCAGAGUAUGUGGUUGGAGCCAUCUCCCUCUCCUCUUCUCCUGAGCCCUCCAGCCCUGUGUAGCCGGCCGCCAGUUAGGUACAUGUCAUCUCACUUCAGUUCAUUCAAUGGAUGAUUUUGUUCUAUUUCUACUAUAUAACAUUAAAUAAACAAAAGACCUUCCCACAUGUAAGUGACACACCCUUUUCUCUGGCUUUGAACACUUCCUCGUGACUGAUAUCACUUCCUGUACAGGUAUAGGCAUCUGCAUUGCUUGCUGUUUGUGGUUUUAGGCUGGGUUUCUGUACAGCACUUUGUGACAUCGGCUGAUAUAAAAAGGGCUUUAUAAAUACAUUUGAUUGAUUGAUAGUUCGUGCUAUCUGGGGUCCUUGGGGUGUCCCAAUCCUAAACCUAACCUUAACCCCUACCCUAACCAUAACCCUAACCCUUACCUAACCUUAACCGUUUUAAAUUUCAACUUCAAUUGGGUGACAUCAGAUUUGACACGUCCCAAGGAUACCGUUUAGACUUAGAGGCUCUGAUACAGGUUUCUUGACUGAUACUUUACGCAAUUCAUAUGAUAUGACAAUAUGGCUAUUGGCUGCACUCUCUAUUCUCUUCCAGUGUGACUCCCUACAGCCUUAUGUUACCAUGAAACUAGGUGCUGUGGCAUCUUUUCUGGUAGACUAUGAAAGAUAGAAAUCUGCGACCUUAGAUUUCCAUAUUUACUGGUAUAUUCUUGCUUUAGAUAGAUAUUAAUCUCGGUUAACCCAGAACUAAAACCUUGCGUAAAUUGGUCAACAUAUUCGAGCAACAGUAGUUGUCACGAAGGGAUAUCUAUGUCAGUAAUCAAGUUUUCAAGAUAUAGAAAUUUCAAAAUAUAGAAAUACAGCCGGUAUGAUGCAUUUUGUAAGUUAUAUAUCUUUGAGAACUUGAUUACUGACAUGCAAAAUAUGUUUGGACUAUAUCAACAAUGGAAUGAAACAUAUACCGAAAUAUAAUUUUUGGGUGAAAUUUUCCUUUAAGCACUGCCUUCGCCCUAAUCCUGAUGCUCCAAAUAACCAGUGAUGAAAACCCAAAGACCAGAACUUUGUCCCAUGCAGCCCAUCCCUUCGUGACAGAUUAUACGUUUCUACGAGAGAUUAGAUAGCUAUCCUUGCUAGGAAAUUAGAUAUCCAAUUCCUAGCUAGAUUGUUGCUAGCAUUUUAACACACCCCUAUCCAUAUUGACGGGACGGCAGUGGAGAAGGUGGAAAGCUUCAAGUUCCUCGGUAUACACAUCACUGACAAUCUGAAAUUAUCCACCCACACAGACAGUGUGGUGAAGAAGGCGCAACAGCGCCUCUUCAACCUCAGGAGGCUGAAAAAAUUUGGCUUGGCCCCUAAAAUCCUCACAAACUUUUACAGAUGCACAAUUGAGGACCUCCUGUCGGGCUGUAUCACCGCUUGGUACGGCAACUGCACCGCCCACAACCACAGGGCUCUCCAGCGGGUGGUGCGGUCUGCCCAACACAUCACCAGGGGAAACUACCUGCCCUCUAGGACACCUACAGUACCCGAUGUCACAGGAAGGCCAAAAAGAUCAUCAAGGACAACAACCACCCGAGCCACUGCCUGUUAACCCCGCUGUCACCCAGAAGGCGAGGUCAGUACAGGUGUAUCAAAGCUGGGACCGAGAGACUGAAAAACAGCUUCUAUCUCAAGGCCAUCAGACUGUUAAAUAACCAUCACUAGCCGGCUUCCACCCGGUUAAGCAACCCUGCACAUUAGAGGCUGCUGCCCUAUGUACAUAGACUUGAAAUCACUGGCCACUUUAAUAAUGGAACACUAGUCACUUUAAUAAUGUUUAAAUCAUGUUUACAUACUGCUUUACUCAUCUCAUAUGUAUAUAUUGUAUUGUAUUCUAUUCUACUGUAUUUUAGUCAAUGCCACUCCAACAUUGCUCGAACUAUUAUUUAUAUAUUUCUUAAUUCCAUUAUUUUACAUUUAGAAUUGUGUGUAUUGUUGUGAAUUGUUAGAUACUACUGCACUGUUUUGAGCUAGGAACACAAGCAUUUCGCAACACCUGCAAUAACAUCUGCUAAAUAUGUGUAUGUGACCAAUAAAAUGUGAUUUGAC